Prunus persica (peach) is the source of this 786-nucleotide messenger RNA. RefSeq names its product ubiquitin-40S ribosomal protein S27a. NCBI's taxonomy places the organism in Eukaryota, Viridiplantae, Streptophyta, Magnoliopsida, Rosales, Rosaceae. The coding region runs from base 74 to 544 and encodes 156 amino acids. Gene Ontology annotation, biological process: protein ubiquitination; translation; modification-dependent protein catabolic process. The record is from RefSeq and is a predicted model, not a curated record. Gene Ontology annotation, molecular function: ubiquitin protein ligase binding; protein tag activity; structural constituent of ribosome. The transcript has a single exon. Gene Ontology annotation, cellular component: cytoplasm; nucleus; ribosome.
CCUCCAUUUUGCCAAGUCCCAUUCAUAUCCCCCGCGCCUCCCUCUCCUUCUCUGCGAUUCUGAGGCCGCAAACAUGCAGAUCUUCGUGAAAACCCUAACGGGUAAGACCAUUACCCUAGAGGUCGAGUCCUCUGAUACCAUCGACAAUGUGAAGGCCAAGAUCCAAGACAAGGAGGGCAUUCCCCCAGACCAGCAGCGCCUCAUCUUCGCCGGCAAGCAGCUCGAGGACGGCCGAACCCUAGCCGAUUACAACAUCCAGAAGGAAUCGACCCUCCACCUUGUGCUUCGCCUCCGUGGUGGCGCCAAGAAGCGUAAGAAGAAGACCUACACCAAGCCAAAGAAGAUCAAGCACAAGAAGAAGAAGGUCAAGCUCGCGGUGCUUCAGUUCUACAAGGUUGAUGAUUCUGGGAAGGUCCAGAGGCUGAGGAAAGAGUGCCCUAAUGCUGAGUGCGGAGCCGGGACUUUCAUGGCGAACCACUUCGACAGGCACUACUGCGGCAAGUGUGGGUUGACCUAUGUUUACCAGAAGGCUGGCGGUGAUUAGAGAUUUAGAACUUUAAAUUUCAAAUAUAUCAUUUUGGAUUUAAAUUUUGCUGCUUUUUUUUUAAUGAUGGUAUUUUCGGUUUCAAUUUCAUGCUUGAAAAACCUCUGAAAUUUUAGGUAUUGUCGUUGUUUCAAUUGCAUAUGCCAGAUGGAAUGAUUAUCCUAAUUUUGUUAUGAUUCGUGUUCUGCUGUUCAUUGGCUGUUUGAUAAUUGUGAAAUGAUGCUGGGUUUUGUUUUGAGAAA